Molecule: messenger RNA, 2442 nt
Organism: Alternaria hordeiaustralica
Lineage: Eukaryota; Fungi; Ascomycota; Dothideomycetes; Pleosporales; Pleosporaceae
Exons: 2
Coding region: 1-2442 (813 amino acids)
Biological process (GO): DNA replication; DNA replication initiation
Cellular component (GO): nuclear origin of replication recognition complex; nucleus
Molecular function (GO): DNA replication origin binding; ATP hydrolysis activity
Source: RefSeq, a predicted model, not a curated record
AUGGACGAAUCGCCACGUUCUUCUAAGCGGAGAAAGCUCGACACCCCGAAGCGCACCGAAUCGAGCCCGUCAACAAAGCCGUCAACCAGGAAAGCCUCUGGCAGGCUUGCAGCCCGAACCACGACGAAUACGAACGGCGAUUCUGAACAGAAUGUGGAAAAGAAGCCAGCGCCAGUGCGUAAAGGCCGGGCGCUGAAGGGCGCAACAAAUGGCACUGCGACAAAACGUGCGGCAGAAGAAGAGAUUGACAUCUACGAUGACAUCGAGGGCGCAUUGAACGUCGAAAUAUCCUCACGACCAACGCGGGUCCGCAAACCUUCGCAGAAAGCGCUCAAAGAGAACACGCCAAUCGCGGCGCAGGACAAGGAGGAGACGCAAACAAACACACCACCGAAGCGAGGAAAGGGGCGACCUACAAAGGCGGAAGUUGCAAGUCGGGCCGCUUUGAAAGAGGCAUCGACGGAUGUCAUCGCACCUGCAAAAGUUGCAAAGGCUGUACGGAAGCCAGCUGCGUCGGCGCGCAAACCAGCUGCCCCACGAGCGAGUGCGCGCAAGAAGAGAGACCCUAGUCCUAUCCCCGAGGAGGAUGAGACGGAUGAGCUGCAGAACGAAACCAAAGCCGCUAAGACCUCGAAGACACGCUCCGUACGAAAGCCGGCUACCAGUACACGAAAGAAGGCAGCAGCGACAGAACCCGAGUCGGAAGAGGCAGUCGCAGCCACGCCUUCCAAGUCCACCAAGCGACGAAAACCAGCAGCAGAGCAAACAACCAUACCAGAAAGCGAGGACGAACUCGGCGAUGGCUCUCCCACAAGUAACAGAAAGCUUACCGCUAGUGCACGAAGACGCUUCAACCGCACCGAUCACAUCGCCAACAACGACGAGGAACGCUGGUCGAACGCGGAAGAGCAGGUCAAUGGCCAUGACGAGGAUGAUAUGGAGGUAGAUGGGAACAGCAUCUUGGACAGUUUGCUGGACCCCACGGAACCCAGUCCCUUCAACAAGCCUACAUCAGCACAGAAGGAGAAGGAGAAGCUCGCUCUAUCGGCCAUCUAUAGCGAUAUUGCGCCGGGCCGCGAACUUGAUCUACUGAAGACAAUCGUCAUGGAACGUAUUACCGGCAAACGUCCCUCGCCUCUGGUUGGCUUAGACGAAGAGUACAAGUCUGUGCACCAACUUGUCGAGCACACUAUCACCGCUGGCGAGGGCAACUCGAUGCUCGUCAUCGGAGCCCGGGGUAGUGGAAAGACGGCACUUGUCAACAAAGUCCUUUCUGAAGUCUCCAAAGAUAACGGCGGCGAAUACCACGUCGUCCGACUGAACGGUUUUGUCCACACAGACGACAAGAUUGCACUCCGUGAGAUCUGGCGCCAGUUAGGGAAAGAGAUGGACAUCGAGGAGGAUGGGAGCGGCCCGGGAAAGAACUAUGCCGAUACGCUAGCGACGCUGCUCGCUCUGCUUUCUCACCCAUCCGAACAGACUGGUGAGGUGACUGACGAAGUCGCCAAAGCCGUCGUUUUCGUCAUGGACGAGUUUGACCUCUUCGCUCAACACCCCCGCCAGACGUUACUCUACAAUCUAUUCGAUAUAGCACAGUCACGAAAGGCGCCCAUCGCGGUCUUGGGACUGACAACACGCAUCGACGUGACUAACAGUCUCGAGAAGCGUGUCAAGAGUCGCUUCAGCCACCGCUACGUGCAUCUCAGAUUGGCAACAACGUUUACCGCCUUCCAAGAAACAUGCAAAGCGUGUUUGUUAAUACAGCCCGAGCAAUUGAGCGUCGAGGAAAGAGGUAUACUAGAAGGCGGUACCAAGACCACGCCAGCCAGGAAGGGGAAGAAGGGCGACACCAAAGAAGAAGCACUGUCCCAAUGGAACACCAAUAUCUCCAAACUCUUCUCAACCCCCACCUUCCUAACCACACACCUAGCCCCAACCUUCUACCUCUCGAAAUCCGUCCCCAAAAUCCUAACCACCUUCCUCCUCCCCACCGCCACCCUCUCCUCAACCACGCCCUUCCAACCCACCACCACCCUCUCGUCCCCAGACUCAAAACUAACUCUCAUCCCCUCGCUCUCCCAACUCUCCCUCUCCCUCCUCAUUGCCGCCGCGCGUCUAGACAUCAUCCACGACUCCGACACGUGCAACUUCAACAUGGCCUACGACGAAUACGUCACCCUCGCCAGCCGCGCGCGCAUUCAAUCGGCGGCAGGCGGGCUGAGUAGUAGUUCUGGCGCGAGUAAAGUGUGGGGCAAGGAUGUGGCGAGGCGCGAAUGGGAGGGGCUUGUGGAACUGGGGUUGUGCAUGCCGGUUUUGACGGGAGGGGCUGUGGGUGCGUUUGGGAUGGUUAGGUGUGAUGUUAGUUUGGAGGAGGUGGGUGAGGUGCUGAGAGGGGUUAAGGGUGGGGAUAAGGGGUUGGAGAGGUGGUGUCGGAGUAUUUGA